This is a messenger RNA of Dromaius novaehollandiae (emu), 2650 nucleotides long. RefSeq names its product huntingtin associated protein 1 (gene HAP1). Lineage: Eukaryota; Metazoa; Chordata; Aves; Casuariiformes; Dromaiidae. Gene Ontology annotation, cellular component: dendrite; cytoplasmic vesicle; mitochondrion. The record is from RefSeq and is a predicted model, not a curated record. Gene Ontology annotation, molecular function: signaling receptor binding; myosin binding. The transcript has 15 exons. Gene Ontology annotation, biological process: neurotrophin TRK receptor signaling pathway; anterograde axonal transport of mitochondrion; neurogenesis. Bases 82 to 2196 code for a protein of 704 amino acids.
CGGCUCGGCACCGCGCGGCGCGGCCGCACUCGGCUGCUGCGGCCCGGCCCGGUUCCCUGCGGCCCGGUUCGGCCCGGCGCCAUGGAGAUCUGGAGCAGCCCCGCCGCCUACGACGAGCUGAACGGGAACGCGGAGCCGGGCGGCGGCGCCGACCCCAUCGCCCGCGAGCUGGAGGAAGUGCUGUGCGCCGAGCGGGUUGGCAGGAUCACCAAGACCUACCACGACAUCGAUGCUGUCACCAACCUGCUGGAAGAGAAAGAGCGGGACCUGGAGCUGGCGGCGCGCAUCGGGCAGUCCCUGCUGAAGCAGAACCGGAGCCUGACGGAGCGCAACGAGCUGCUGGAGGAGCAGCUGGAGCUGGCCAGGGAGGAGAUCGCGCAGUUGCGCCACGAGGUCUCCAUGCGGGACGACCUGCUCCACUUCUACACCACGACGACGGAGGAGAGCGAGCCCGGCUCCGCCGCCUCCACGCCGCUGCGCCGGCACGAGUCCUCGGCGUCCCUGCAGCAGUACUUCCAGUACGACGUCCUGCAGCAGAAGCUCAAGGGCCUGGAGGAGGAGAACCAGAAGCUGCGCCUGGAGGCCAGCAGCAUCGCCACUGAGACCUGCCAGUACGAGGACCAGGAGCAGCAGCUGAUGAUCGACUGCGUGGAGCAGUUCUCCGAAGCCAGCCGGCAGGUCACCUACCUCUCCGAGGAGCUGGCCCGCAAGACGGAGGACACGGCGCGGCAGCAGGAGGAGAUCAGCCAGCUCCUGGCGCAGGUGGUGGACCUGCAGCAGAAGUGCCGCACGUACGGCGCCGAGGUGGAGGAGCUCCAGCAGCACCUGGCCGCGGCCAAGGAGGCGCAGCAGCAGCUGCGGACGGAGCUGCGGGACCUGCAGGAGAAGUACGCGGAGUGCGGCGGGAUGCUGCAGGAGGCCCGGGAGGAGGUGAAGAGCCUGCGCAGCCGCAGCCUGCCCAACAGUGCCGUGGGCCGCUACGGCGGGCCCAGCCUGCUGCCCGUGGACUCGCUGGCGGCUGAGAUCAAAGGGACGAUGAGGAAGGGAGCGGACGGCUCCUCCUCGGACUACAGGAGCUGCCUGCGGGUCUUUGAGACGGUGAAAGCCGUGAACCAGGCGGCCAGAGCGAGGUCGUGGUCCGAGUCGCCCCGCCACGCGCCGGGCUCCAAGCAGCCGUCGGCCGUGCCCUCGGGGGGGGCCAGCACCCCCCGGACCGGCUCGGACAGCGCCGGCCCGGCCCCGGAGCUCCCGGCGAGCGCCCGGGCCGAGGAGGCCGGGGAGGAGCGCCGGGCAGCGCCGGGCCGGCACGACCUGGAGGCGGCGGUGCAGCGGCUGUCGGCGCGCCAGGAGAGCCAUGCCUCGGAGCGCUCCUUCUUCGAGACGGAGCGGGAGCACAAGCUGCGGCGGCUGAGGGAGCUGGAUUGCUCCAGCGGCGUCCUCACCCCCAACGAGAGCGUCGUGUCCACCGGCACCAACUGCUCCGGCGGCUCCGAGCUCACCGCCGGCUCCGGCUUCUCCCUGGGCUCCCUAUUCCUGCCCGACAAGCUGCAGAUCGUGAAGCCCCUGGAAGGCUCCGUGACGCUCCACCACUGGCAGCAGCUGGCGCGGCCCGACCUGGGCGGCAUCCUCGUGCCCCGGCCCGGGGUGCUCACCAAAGACUUCCGGCAGCUGGACGUCGACCUGGAGGAGAUCUACAACCUGGACGACCUGGAGGAGGACGACGUGGACGCCGGCUCCUUCCAGCUGCUCCCUACCUCAACGCCCGCCAAGGCCAAGGAGCGCCCCGGCGUGUUCCUCUCUGUUAACAACCUCCCCCAGACCCCGUCUACCUUCACCUUCACCACCUGCCACAUCCUCCACCCCACCACCGAGAUCACCACCGUGACACCCAGCCUGUGUCACGCCGUCGUGCCUUCUUGUGGGCCCCUUGCGAGGCUGAGCGGCGGCGGCAGCCCCCCCCCGCAGCCGGCGCCCCCCCGCCCGCCCGGCGCCCCGCUGGGGCUCGUCACGCUGCUGCGGGCGCGGGGCAUCUCCGCCGCGGCCCCCGGCGGCCCCCGCCCGCCGCCCCCCCCGCCCCGCAGCAGCAUCUUCAGCUUGAACCUGGUGGCCAAGCUGCGGCGCCUGGGGCUGGACACGGUGGUGGCCAGAGGGGAGACGUCCUACGCGCAGGGGACGCACGGCGACGGGCCGACGUGACGGCGAGCGCCGGCUGCGCCCCGCUCCCUCCCGCAGCCCCCUGCUCCGCGGCCGGGGGGGCUCGCGCGGCCCUGCCUGCGGUUUUCUCAGGGAAAGCAUCCCCCGUCGCCCCCCCCGGGGCUCCAGCAACCCCUACGGCUCCUGCCGCCACGCAGCCCUGCGGGGGGGCCCAGGCGUCCGGCUGCAGCUGGGGUGAUGCUCGGCCGGGGCCGGACACGUGGGCCCGGGGCUGAGACGGCCUCUCACCUCACCGGGACCUCGGGCAGCACCGGGACUGUCUUUUAAAGAAAAUAGUGAUUUUUUUCUUUUUUUUUUAAACUUUUCCUGCCCAGUAAGUAGAAGCGCCCAGGAAAGCCUCCCCUGCGCGGGGGCACUGGGGGCCGCGUCUCCCUCCGCGGAGCGGCUGCCCGCGGGCUGCUCCUGCCCCGUCAAAUAAACGUGAGACUGAAGCGGC